AUGAAAGAUCUGCGAUACGAAUCGCCCGGGCCAGCUCCCCUGCUAGCCGCUCUGGAUGUGAAACACCAGGUUCAUUUAAUUGUCGGAGCGAACCCUCUGGCAGCUGCGCGGUGCACCAAGUGUCUUGACGUCGGGGCAAUUCCUAUUGUCAUUGCACCUGAAGGGGUGGAAAUUCAUGCUCCGCUUUUGCAAAAAAUUGAGGAUGGUCGGGUACGCCGGAUUGCAAGAUGCUUUCAGGACGACGAUUUGAAGACAUUUGGGAGAGACGAGGUGGAUAAUUUCGUCGACGCUGUGUUUGUUACUCUCGGUGGUAAUAAUCCUUUGAAAACAUUAGGCACAGUCAGGCGGCGUAUCUGGGAGGAAGACCAUACCACAAACAUUCCGCCCGAAAAUCUCCCCUUCGAGGCUGAUGAUGACUCCACAGCGCAGAAACAUACUUUCAACUCACUGGUAACACCAGAGGACAAUGAAGCAGCGAAAACUCGCAGAAUGCGCUGGCUAUCACAAAUAUGUGAAUAUUGGCCUCUUCGUUUGUUGGCUUCGAUCACUGACGCAGAUGUGGAUGCUAUACUUGGAGCAUAUCGAUCAGCAAGUGGCAAAACUUCUUCCACGUUUGAGAGUAGCCUGCCUUUACCUCCUAAGAAAGGAAAAAUCAUCCUUGCAGGAUCCGGACCAGGACACCCGGAUCUACUUGCUAAAGCGACCCACAACGCAAUUAAAAACGCAGAUCUCAUCUUAGCCGACAAAUUGGUUCCCGCUCCCGUUCUAGAUCUCAUCCCUCGGCGAACAGAAGUCCACAUCGCUCGUAAAUUCCCCGGAAACGCAGAUAAGGCGCAAGAGGAGUUACUCGAAAUGGGCAUAGCCGCACUGAAAGCUGGCAAAACUGUGUUAAGACUUAAACAAGGAGAUCCAUAUCUUUACGGCCGCGGGGCUGAAGAGUACGACUUCUUCAGGAAUGAGGGAUAUAUCCCCGCCGUUCUCCCAGGUAUCACCAGCGCAUUGAGUGCGCCGCUCUUUGCAGAUAUACCCGCCACACAUCGUGGUGUUUCUGAUCAGGGAGCAGCUCCAGCGCCACCUAGCUAUGUACCUACCCAGACGGUUGUUUUCUUGAUGGCACUGCACAGACUCUCCUCUCUCAUUGAGUCACUUACCAGCCGUUCGGAAACGGAUGAGAGCGCUACGUCCCGAGCCCUUUGGCCAAAGGAUACCCCUUGUGCGGUGAUUGAGAGAGCGUCAUGCGCCGAUCAGAGAGUCAUACGGUCAACGCUAGAGCAUGUCUGUUUAGCGAUUCAGGAAGAAGGAUCUAGGCCACCAGGACUUCUUGUUGUUGGUGCGAGCUGUGGGGUACUUCAUCCGUUGACGAAUACAAAGUGGUCGGUUGAAGAUGGGUUCAAAGGUCUAGACGAGCUGGGGAAGAAUGAAGACAUAUUUUGCCCAUACUUCCGGAAGUUCACUAGCCGCGAUACACACCGGAACAUCCACGAGGCAAAUUCCAACUUCCUACAACUGCUCAUCGCCAACAAAGCGGAUGAAGACAAAACAGCCGAAAUGUCAACACCACCAAAACCGUAUCUCUCAAAUGGGCAUAUGCUAGAGCGUCCGCCCAUCUCUGCCCGAAUCCGAUACCUCAUCGAUGAUCUCUACAUCUUCUUCGGCUUAUACAUCGUCAGCUUUUUCUCGUUGAAUGCCUCUUUGGCUGCCAGUAAUUCCAAGUUCAACGUCCAGAAUAUAGAAAAUACUCAAAUCCGCCGACCGCGUUGGGGUAGCUCGCGAGGCGGAGGAGGCGGUGGUGGUGGGGGCGGGGGCGGAGGAGGGCCGGGCGGCCCUGGGAGGAAAUUUGGUGGUGGUGGAAGUGGAGGGCCCACGAGGCGCAUUGGGCGAGUUGAUGAUAUUCGCGGCCCGGAGUGUGGGAGCGGGGGCUGCAGCAGAUAGGUGACGAUAUAAUGCCGAUCUCUUUAUGGUUAUUACGAUGAGCGGGGAAACAGGUUAUCGACAUGCAGUUGUUUUCAACUUUUAUUAUGUAUCAUGCUACACUUGCUUCCUUUGAUUCUUGAUAUGCGAUUGUGCUGCGUGGAUUGGAAUCCAUUUUUCAUAUCAGGAUUCCCUGCUUCGGGGCAUUGUCAUAUCGGUUAUGUUCUAGUUACUUUAUAUCACGUACAUAUUUAUUGUUAUUCGUCU
Messenger RNA from Histoplasma capsulatum G186AR, 2178 nucleotides. RefSeq names its product uroporphyrin methyltransferase. Gene Ontology annotation, biological process: siroheme biosynthetic process. The coding region runs from base 1 to 1932 and encodes 643 amino acids. Gene Ontology annotation, molecular function: uroporphyrin-III C-methyltransferase activity. The record is from RefSeq and is a predicted model, not a curated record. The transcript has 6 exons. Lineage: Eukaryota; Fungi; Ascomycota; Eurotiomycetes; Onygenales; Ajellomycetaceae.